GCCGGCUGGCCCGCAAGUCUAGGGAGCGCCGGGAGCUGCAGUGCCUGUGGUGGCAGCGGCGGCGGCAGGUGGGAGCGAUGGCGGCGCCCGCGUCCCCUGGAGAGUGCAGCUACAUCCGCACGGUGCUGGGCCAGCAGAUCCUGGGCCAGCUGGACAGCUCUAGCCUGGCGCUGCCGUCCGAGGCCACGCUGCGGCUGGCGGGCAGCGGCGGGCGCGGCGGGCAGGUGGCACGGAGCCUGCGGAUCCAGGAGCAGGUGCAGCAGACGUUGGCCCGCCGGGGCCGCAGCGCGCCGGCUGGGAGCCUGCACCGCACCAGCAGCGUGCCAGAGUACGUGUACAGCCUGCACCUGGCAGACGGUGACCACGGCCGGCUCCUGACACCUAGGACCUAUGACAUGCUGAAGCCUGGGCCUUGGGAACGCUGGGCCGGCUCAGGGCACUGGGUGGAGGAGCGAGCCUGGAGGCUUCCACUGCGCCGGCUGGAGGUGUCCCCCGAGGGCAGCCCCGAACGCACCCGUUGGACCCCUGCCCCACGCCCCAUGGCCCCUGCAACCCACUACGCACGCUCGGACAUUACAGCGGCCACCCGCCGGCGCUACGACACCCUGAGCGUCCACCGAGAGGCCUGGGGACGCACCUGCCGCCUGUCCUCGGCCCCUGAUGGCCGCGCCCUCACCUGCCCGCGGCCCGCCAGCCGCAGCACUGGCGACCUGCGUGACAAGGAGAACCUCAUGGCUGGGCUGCGAAGCUCCGUUAGGGGCCACGCCCACAGGACGCACCUGACCGCCGGCCAGCUGGCCGCUGUGGGCAGCGCCAACCUCGGCCUGGACAGGCCUGCCUUCGCCGACCCACUGCUCGGGAGUGUGGACAUGGAGAUGACACUGGAGCGGGCGGUGGGCUUGCUGGACGGCGACCCCACAGUGCCCAGGGUGGCGGCCGCGGCUACCUUCAUCCAGCACGAGUGUUUCCAAAAGGCUGAGGCACGCAGGAGGGUGUACCAGCUCCGUGGUAUCCCCCGGCUGCUGCAGCUGCUGAAGUCAGCGAGUGAGGAUGUGCAGAGGGCGGCCAGCGGGGCGCUGCGCAACCUGGUCUUCGAGGACAGUGACAACAAGCUGGAAGUGGCUGACCUUGGGGGAAUCCCCCGGCUGCUGCAAGUGCUCAGGCUGAGCCGAGACUUAGAGACCAAGAAGCAGAUCACAGGUCUGCUGUGGAACCUGUCCUCCAGCGACAGGCUCAAGAACCUGCUGAUCACGGAGGCUCUGCUGACACUGACGGAGAGUGUGGUCAUCCCCUACUCAGGGUGGCCGGAGGGAGACUACCCCAAGGCCACUGGCCUCCUGGAUCUGGACAUCUUCUACAAUGUCACAGGCUGCCUCAGGAACAUGAGCUCCGCGGGCCCCGCGGGCAGGAAGCUGAUGAGGAGCCGUGAGGGGCUGAUUGACGCACUAGUGCACUACGUCAGGGGCAUCGUGGCGGACCACCAGCCCGACGACAAGGCCACGGAGAACUGUGUGUGUGUGCUGCACAACCUGUCGUACCAGCUGGAGGCGGAGCUGCCCGAGCCCCACGCCCACAGCUUCUGCGCACAGAGUCGAGGCCCCCAGCCUGAAGACAGGAGUGUGGGCUGCUUCGGGGGCCGCAGCAGGAAGGCCAAGGAGGAGUUCCAGGACCCGCCGCUGCCAGAGGAGAAGAGCAGCCCGCGGGGCGUGGAGUGGCUGUGGCACUCCAUCACCAUCCGCAUGUACCUGUCCCUCAUUGCCCAGAGCAGCCGCAGCUACACGCAGGAGGCCUCCUUGGGCGCCCUGCAGAACCUCACGGCAGGCAGCGGGCCUAUGCCGGCCGCCGUGGCCCAGGUGGUGGUGCAGAAGGAGAAUGGGCUCCAGCACGCCCGCAGGAUGCUGCACCUCGGGGACCCCAGUGUGCGGAGGACAGCUGUGUCCCUGCUGCGGAACUUGUCCAGGAACCCAGUGCUGCAGAGUGAGAUCGCCAGGGAGACCCUGCCGGACCUGGUGUCUGUCCUCCCUGACUCUGUACCCACCACUGAGCUCCUGGUGGAGACCACAGCUUCCGCCUGCUACACGCUCAACAACCUGGUCCAGAACAGCCUGCAGAGUGCACGGGACCUGUUGGGCACCGGGGGUCUGCCCAGGGUCAUGGCCAUCAGCGUUGAGGACCACCCGGCAUCUAGCAAGGCCAGCAGGGCGGCCUCAGUGCUGCUGUACUCACUGUGGGCGCACACAGAGCUGCACCAGGCCUACAAGAAGGCACAGUUCAAGAAGACAGAUUUUGUCAACAGCCGGACUGCCAAGGCCUACCAUGCCCUCAAAGACUGAGGAGAGCGGCCCUGUGGGUGCCCUUCGUCUCCACUGCCCCAGGAAGCUCCUACAGCACCGACUAUCCCUCUCUACAGCCCACUCCUUCCCCAGAGCCUGCUGGAGUCCCCUUCCUGGGGGCCAGGCCCUCUCUGCAGUGGCCUCCAUCCCAGAAGCCUGGAUGCCCGCCUGAGGGAGGAAGCGUGUGGCUGCCAUGGGCCCGGUCUCCAGUGUGCAGGCGCCUCCCUCCCAGGGCUUGCCCCUGGCCGCUGGGGAACACAGAGGCCUUCAGGCUGAGCAGCAGGAGGGAGUCUGGGCUUGCAGAGCUCCCAGCCCUCCAAGCUGCUCUCUGACAGGAGUGAGAGGCUGGAGGGGAUGUUGGUGGCAGUCCUACAGCCCUUCCCUCAGGAGAGCCGCCUGCCCAGGUCCCACCAGCGGGGAGCCCUUCCCAUGCUCAGGCGCUCAGGGCCCGAGAGAUGUCCCCUAGGGGACUCCACAUGGCCUCCCACAUGCCCCCACACACACACCCCACAGCCCCUCAUGGCAUCCCUGCUGUCCCGUGGUGGUGGCUUUUCCUGAUCUCAUAGUUUUAUUAUAAGAAAGAGAGGAGGAGAAAGAGCCAGAGAAAAACAAGUCACAGGAAAUAAACUCCUUUCCAGUCACA
This is a messenger RNA of Erinaceus europaeus (western European hedgehog), 2976 nucleotides long. RefSeq names its product plakophilin 2 (gene PKP2). Bases 78 to 2333 code for a protein of 751 amino acids. Gene Ontology annotation, cellular component: plasma membrane; cytoplasm; adherens junction. Lineage: Eukaryota; Metazoa; Chordata; Mammalia; Eulipotyphla; Erinaceidae. Gene Ontology annotation, biological process: heart development; cell-cell junction assembly; intermediate filament bundle assembly. Gene Ontology annotation, molecular function: intermediate filament binding; molecular adaptor activity; cadherin binding. The transcript is spliced from 13 exons. The record is from RefSeq and is a predicted model, not a curated record.